Molecule: messenger RNA, 1625 nt
Organism: Bactrocera latifrons
Lineage: Eukaryota; Metazoa; Arthropoda; Insecta; Diptera; Tephritidae
Product: serine/arginine repetitive matrix protein 2-like
Exons: 5
Coding region: 216-1466 (416 amino acids)
Source: RefSeq, a predicted model, not a curated record
ACAUAUCUAUUGGACGCCAUCGCGACUAACUAUAUUAUAACUUCGUUUCACUGAUUUAUCUUUACUCUAAUAUCACUGUUUUGUUCACAAUUAUUUGUGCAUUGUUAUGUAGAGACAACACAAACGUAAUUAAUUUGGAAAUAUUUCAUUAAAAAAGGAUCUAAUAUCUACAACCAACAUAUUUCGUAAAAGUAUCAUUUAAGGCAGCCUUCAACAUGAAUUCCAACAWUCCAAAACUGUUAGCAACAUCAAGCAAAAUUCAAAUUAAGCAACAUGUGCCCAUUGGCUCAAUUAGGAAGGGUCCUCACGCUAUAGAACGCAGUUUAGUUCCAGACGAAGUUGUUAUUAAGCGUAGAUUCGGUGAAGGUUCAAAGCCUUUGUUUCAAAGAGAUGAUAUCGUAGUGAAUCCGGACARUGCUGUAAAUACCGCUGAAGAUAAAAGCGGAAAGCAAAGCAGCACAGAGGAUAUUUCAAAUCGAUGGCGAAAAGAGCGCCACAUUUCGACUGAUUCCAGUAGUCCAGAGCGUUAUCGAAAAUAUCACAACAACCAAAAGAAAGAUAGUGAAAUCGAACCCAGCGAUAAAACCAUUCGACGCACGAAAACGACGAAACCUGUUAAUGAUGACAAAUAUGCAGCUCGACGUGACGCAUCACCACCACCAAAUCGUCGUCGAAAAACCCCUGAAAAAAUUCCAUAUUUUGUAGACCAAGUAAGGGAGCGAGACAGAAUUCGUCGUAAGUAUGGAUCGACAAGAAAUAAAUCGCCUCCAGCAUCAUCUAAAUUACGACGCAGGCGUAGUAUUUCAAGGUCACGCUCACGAUCUCACUCUCGAGAUUCAUUGAAAACUAAACAACGUUCACCAGCUCGUCGAACUAAUUUUCGUCGCCGGUCAAUUUCAAUGGAUCGUGAAUGGGGUGACAAUAGUAAGCGGGCACGGGAAAGAGAAAAAUCACGUGCAGAUAAGGAUUUCCAUGGGUCAACGAGGCACUACCGACAUAGAUCAGAUGAUCGCGCGAAAAAUGUGCGCAGAUCCCGAAGUUCUCGGACACAUUCAAGAUCACGCACUCGUUCGCGUGAACGUUCGUCGCGCAUAGCUACGCAAAAUAGCGAACACCAUAAAUAUCGUUAUAAUGAGAAUGAAGAACAGAAUGGGAAUGGCGAAAGAAAUCUGUCGCAACCGCAAAUCAUAACCAUACCCGURCCGGUUCCAGCUGAUUUUAUGAAUUAUGGUUAUCCAACCUGGCCAACUCAAACACAGUGGGCACCUCAGUCAUCACGCUAUGCAACUCCCACUUAUCCUAUGCCUACUUUCGUGCCUGCUGUUUUACCACCAUUGCGACACCCAAUGCCACCUUAUGGAUUACCUCCACAACCAAUACGUUACGGUGGACCUGGUUAUAGAUUACCUGCACAAUUUGGUGCAACACGCCAUUGGCGACCCAAUUUUCGAUCAAAAAAUACAUAAUUUAUGUGUAAUACGCAGAUUAAAAUUGGAUACAAUAUAGRUACAUAUAUCAAGCGUAAGAAUUAUAUGAUUUUACUCUUUUGUGUUUAUUGUACCACAUUUGGUAGUUGUAGUUAAAAUUUAAUAACUUCUCGUGUGUAAUUGCAUAUAUGUAAAUAU